Messenger RNA from Lytechinus pictus (painted urchin), 7728 nucleotides. RefSeq names its product glutamate receptor ionotropic, kainate 2-like. Gene Ontology annotation, cellular component: presynaptic membrane; postsynaptic density membrane; plasma membrane. Gene Ontology annotation, molecular function: transmitter-gated monoatomic ion channel activity involved in regulation of postsynaptic membrane potential; kainate selective glutamate receptor activity. NCBI's taxonomy places the organism in Eukaryota, Metazoa, Echinodermata, Echinoidea, Temnopleuroida, Toxopneustidae. The record is from RefSeq and is a predicted model, not a curated record. Gene Ontology annotation, biological process: modulation of chemical synaptic transmission; monoatomic ion transport; synaptic transmission, glutamatergic. The transcript has 14 exons. Bases 1 to 2556 code for a protein of 851 amino acids.
AUGCUGAUUGCCUGCAUCUUCUACCGACCAAGGCAAACAAUUUUACCAUCUAAGGAAGAUAGAAGGAGAGAAGAAGAAGAAUUGAUGAGAGUAGUUUGCGCUCAACUUCAACAUGCAAACGGAAUAGCAGCUGUGAUCGGUCCUACGUCGACAGAUGGCGCUCUUGCCGUGCGAUCAGUGUGUAAAACGGUUGAUGUACCACACAUCGACACACGGAGACAGUUUGGAGGAAUGGGGACAUUAUCGAACACUAUCAGCUUGUAUCCCCAUGCUACUUACAUUAGUUCAUUGUUGGUUGAUAUAGUGCAACAUUACAAAUGGCAUAAGGUUACCGUCAUGUAUGAUGAAGAUGAAGCUUUAGAAAGACUCCAAGGAGUGUUUAAGUUAUCUUCUAGCGUACACAUGCAACUGAGUGUGGAGAGGAUGAAAGGAUCCAAUCACAAGACUAUCCUGAAGAGAAUAAAGACAUCGGGCUCGAACCAUGUCAUCGUUGAUUGCAAGAGAGAGACGCUUCCCAUUCUGCUUGAACAGAUGCUAGAAUUGCAAAUGCUUCGAAGUUACUAUCAUUAUCUAUUUGUUUCACUGGAUCUGUACCUAAUAAACAUGUCAAGGUAUACAGGUGAUAAGGUUAACCUGACAACACUGCAUAUGCUGAAUCUAUACGACCAGUACACCGAGGCGUUCAUGGAGGAAUGGAACAAUAUGCAGAUGGGACCUAGGAGUAUCACCAUGACAACCAGGAAUUUCAGCAUCCUCACAACGGAAGCUGCCCUGCUUUACGACGCAGUGAACGUGGUGGCCCAUGGUCUUCAAGAACUCGGAGAUUCUCGGAAUAUUUCGUUGAGAUCGUUGAGCUGUUUCGGGGAGCAAUCGGAAUGGACCGACGGACUCACGUACUACAAUUUCCUCCAAGGGACAAAUAUCAAUGGUCUGACUGGCCCUAUAACGUUUGAUAGGAAUGGCUUUAGGGACAGUCCAAGAUUCUUCAUUUCAGAACUUCAAGAUUCUCAGUCUGUGGUGUUCAAAACGGUUGGUCAAUGGGAUGGAAAUGGUCUGAAUAUCUUCCCAGUGGACAUGCAUAUAGAUAAGAACACAACGUUGACCAACAAGACUCUGAUUGUUACAACUAUAUUGGAACCUCCAUACUGCAUGAAGCGGAAGAGUCCUGAUGGCGAACCCCUGGAGGGCAAUGCACGCUUUGAGGGAUUCAUCAUAGAUCUCCUGGACUACAUCUCACAGAGGAUGAACUUCAACUACGUCAUCACUCUGGUUCCUGAUGGCGACUAUGGCUCCGAGGUCGAUGGUCGCUGGAAUGGCAUGGUUGGGGAGCUAGUUGAAAGGCGAGCUGACCUUGCAGCAGCUCCUCUCACAAUCACCUAUGUCAGAGAGAAGGUGAUAGACUUCUCCAAACCCUGGAUGUACCUGGGAGUGACCAUCCUCUUCCGUGUACCUGAACCUCAGAACCCCGGUGUCUUCUCCUUCCUCAACCCACUGGCCCCAGACGUCUGGCUCUACGUCAUCCUGGCGUUCCUCCUGGUCAGCUUCGUCCUCUUCGUCCUGGCUCGAUUCAGUCCGUACGAGUGGUACAACUCCCACCCGUGCAAUCCAGACUACGACACGGUCGAGAACCAGUUCAACUUCUUCAAUUGUCUCUGGUUCUCGUUUGGUGGUCUCAUGCAGCAGGGAUCCGAGAUCAACCCUAGAGCGUUCUCUACCAGGGUUCUCAGCGGCUUCUGGUGGUUCUUCUCUCUCAUCUUGAUCUCCUCCUACACUGCUAACCUGGCUGCUUUCUUGACGGUCGAGAGGAUGGUGUCACCUAUCCAGACUGCCGAUGACCUGGCCAAGCAAACAUCGAUUGAGUAUGGCACCAGGAAAGGAGGGUCCACGGAAGAAUUCUUUUCGAGAUCGAAAAUCCCCACUUACAUGAAGAUGUGGGAGUUCAUGAGUUCGAGGCAGCACGUAUUUACAAACACCUACAUGGAUGGUAUUGAGCGCGUUCUCAACAACAGAAACUAUGCCUACCUCAUGGAGUCUGCCAUGGCCGAUUACGUGGUCUCCCAGCAUUGUAAUAAUUUGACUGCCAUUGGAGGGCUGCUCAACUCAAGAGGUUACGGCAUUGGUACACCACUCGGUUCUGUUUAUCGAGACGAGAUUACCAAAUCCAUCUUGCAGCUUCAAGAAGAGGACAUCCUCCUAGAGCUGAAGAACAAGUGGUGGAGGACGGACCAGUGCCAUAAGAACACUGGUCAGAGUGACGAAGCCAACUCACUGGGUCUCAAGAACAUUGGAGGAAUCUUCCUGGUUCUGAUUACAGGCCUGGUGUGUGGUCUUAUAGCAGCCUUCGCAGAGUUCAUCUGGAAAUCAAGGCAGAAUGCUUUGAUUGAUAGGAAAUCGUUAUGUGGUGAAAUGAUGUCGGAACUACGCUUCGCGUUCCGCUGCAACAACAAGCGACGGAACAGCAAGCCGGUGAUAGAGCAUAAAUACAUCCCAACCACUACCUACCCUCCAAACAUCAAUGGUAGGCAAUCUAUGCAGAUGGUUGAACCUCUAGCAUGACCCAGAGACUAGAACAAAACAUUUUAUUUAAUGAUUGUUAGUCAUCCAAAUGCUACUCUAGCCACGGUAGCCAAGAACUACAAUCGUUAGCUCAGUUUGAUUAAUAGACCACGUACUAGCGGAAACGACUUGGUUUGAACAUGGACCUCGUAGGUUCGUGGUUCGAAAGAGACGGAAUAUUGUUUUGCUGUUCGUGUAUUGAUGCUACGAACUGAGACCACCAGAAAUCUGAAGCAGAUGAGCAUGCUACAUGGAUGCUACUGUCAUCAGCUUCCACGAUAGCUAUGAAUCUUCAUGACUGCACUUUUGAAUAGGAGAUUACGAUCUUGGCCGAAGCAUAUUGCGGUAAUAGCAAUGAACCAGAGUCUCUGUUGUCUUUAGAUUUUGCAAAAGGAAUCAAGAGAGAUGAAAAGUUAUUUUUUAUAUUCAGAGUAGGAAUGGUGUUUAAAUUGAAACCAACUACUCUGCUUGGAAGAGACUGAGUGAUUGAUAUCUAUUCUUUUACAGUACUGAAUACAAGGAGACAAUAAAGUGAUUAUGAUGAAACGACGAUUGAUAUUGAAUUGUUUAUAUGAAGCACGACGAUACUUGCGUAUUAUGGCAGGUAGAUACAGAAGCAUUCAUUAGAUUCAGAUACAGCUGCUUGUUGGGGUCACCAGUACAUCAAAAGGACUUUCAGUUGUGCAUUCAUGUUCAGAGGUUACAACCAGGUCCAGUUAAAUCAAAGGCCAAGUGUGAGAGGAUUUGUUCACCAUCUCGAAAAGCAUACUUCAAAGAACAAGAUGGUGGCUCGGCCAUAGAUGUGCGACCAGUGUGGUUAUGCCUUUCUGUCUACACUGAAUCACUUACAAAACCAUCAAGGAGAAGCGAGCAGGAACAACUACAAUAUGUUCUUAAAAUCACCAUACGAGGCUGUUGUAAAAAAUGGUCCACAAUAAAUAAUGCUUCCAAGAGACCAAGAAGACCAUAAAGACGACUUGGAAGUUUCCUUAUGAUUGUUGGGGUAGGAAGAUACUGCUUAAUAUGCUGUUACAUCUUCCCAGAUUCAAAGUGCUGAGGGAAAUAAAGACUUAUAUUAAACCCCUGAAAGCACAGAACUCUCUCAUUUCUAUACAAGAGGCUAGAAGCCAUGAUAGGUUUGAAAGAAUAUGAAAUUCUAACAAAGUGUUUUCCAUUACAUGUAUUUAUCGCCUAAUAAGAUUAGUCCUCAAUAUGAUCAGAAUUAUAAUGGGAAAACACUUGCUAAUUAUUGGAAAAAAUGGCAUUGAAAAGACAUUAUUAAUGGCAUUACUUACUCGUUCUCUGGUUGCAUACUAAAAACAUAUUUUACCAUUUGCUUGGAACUCUCUCCAUUAUCAAAAUUAUGAAAGGCAAUGAAAUUUGGAAACAUCGAACACUUUCAUCCAGCAAUCUUCAAUGAUUUCAAUUAAAUUGUGAGAACAGUCAUCAAAGAAACUAUUUAUUAUUUUAAUGAGAACAUCAUAGAUAACCUUUCAAAGUCUAAUGAGUCUCUUUAGAGGAAGUCUAUUUAAAAGUUCUGUUUCCAAAUACUAAACACAACAUCAAAAUUAAGUUCCCCCUAAAGAACCCCAUCAAAUUUGCCAGUCUAACAAAUUAUUCAAGUUCAAACCAAGCAUGGGAUAUAGCUAGGGUUGUUAGAAAUCAGAUUCUCGAAAAUUAGAGGUAUCCAUGACUUAACAAAUGAUUUGUUAUACUGGACGAUCUGAUGGGGUUCUUUAGGGGGAACUUACUUUUGAUGUUUUGAUUUUAUUGAUUUAUCCGAGAGGAAUACUACAACAGGCUUUUCAAAUUUAGUUGGUUAUUUCAAUAAAUGUUACUGUAUGUUCUAUUCUAGUUUUAUAGAAGAACGGUAUGUACAUGUAUUUCUUUUUCCUGAUCAGAACAGUUUCGUUGAAGGUAAACAACUUGAAAUUAUAACAUCAUUGAAUUUGAUCUACUGUUUACUACAAUCUACUGGGCAAUUCGAAAAAAAGCAAGUACUUUCUGUGGAAAAUUAUUGAAAUGAUGUGUCCUCGCUUUGGGCUUCAUAUGAAAAUGUGUGAUGCCCUUAGAUCACCAUGGCUUGAGUUUUUCUUAAACUGAAGUACAGUGGUGCUCAAAAGUUAGUGAACCCCACCGAAAAAUGAAUAUAUUUAAAAGUGUUCAAGUUCUGCCAUGUUUUAGAUAUUUAAUCAUGAAGUGGGGUGAUAAAAUGUUACAUUCAAGAAAGUAUGUUUCUCUGGGCUCACCGAACAUUGUAGUGUUGUUGUCUACAUUCAUUACUAAGCAUGAAGGAGUGCAUAUUGUGGUGGAGUUUCUAACUUUUGAGCACAACUGUAUAUGGAAAACUGAGGGUUGGAAUUUAAAGAAGGUAGAUUAUUUUAGGGAACUGCCCAAGUGCAUUCUAUUUGAACUCGACAGAAAUUAUAGCAAGAGAAAGUGAUGAUACAUGUAUUUCCUAAUUUACAAAAGUAAUAGGCGAUCCAUAUUAGUUUUAAAUAAUAAAAUUAUAUGUACUUCAAUCAUAGAAAAUCCAAAAUAAACUCUCCAAUUUGCUAAAAAGACCCAUCAUGUCAGCAAUAAAAUACGUAGGUAAUAUUUUGACAAAUGACCACAGUGAAAAACACGAUGGCAUUAUCUCAUAUAACUGACCUUUAUUCUAUGAGGAGAGUUUGACAAAUGAUCCCUCUUUUAUACUGACCAUUAUCAUAGUUCUAUGAUGAAAUUGAUUAUUUAGUAUAGUUUCCAUGGUAACCGCUUGUACAGAAGGCUUGUCUUCCAGUGUAUAGUAAGGGGAUCUAUACCAUACCAAAAAGCAAUGUGUAUAAAUUAACAGAAUCAGUGUGUAAUAAUAUGCAAGAGAAUGUCUCUAUUCGUACGUUUGUCGCUAGACAUAGUAAUAAUCCGAAGUGAACAAACAUAUUUCAUCUUAUUGUGCAUGUCAUUACCUCUGUUCAAAUUGAUUUUGCAUCAUUAUAGUGUAAUAAAGACGAUAACUACAUCAUCGCCUAUGAUUCUACAAUAUGUUACUCUGAAUGUUUAGCAGAGAUGAUGUAGAUCAAUGCUUCAGUUUACAGGGGGUUUUUAUAUAAAGAGUAUUUGACAUACUAAAAUAACUUUGCAAACAUUUUGUUUUAUUUCAACCUACACCAUUUUAGUAAGCCAUGCCAUGUAUUAUGGCAUACGCUUUUUUCUUUCUCAUGCACGGCAAUAAAGAUUGGUAUAUAGUUUCUAUUGAAAAUAAUGAAGAUUGUCAAUUAUUGAAACCUUUAUUUGUAGAAGGGAAGUUUUUUAUGUAAAGGACUAGAGUAGUAUGUAGUUUUGUUUUAUAUUUUUGCUUAUUUGAAUCACGCAACUUGCCCGGUGCAAGCUUUAUUCUUAUUUGAUAUUGUACAAACUAUUUUAUCUGCAAAGAACUUAUAUUCAUCUUUAUUGCUUGGAAUAUUUGUAUCAUAAGGUUGUAAAUGUACAAACUUCUUAUUAAUCGAAAAGUCAAUAUUAUUAUUAUUAUAUGCAAUGUUUAAUGUUAGGUGGCGUAUGGUUGUACGCUGGGUUAGCUAUUUCUUUGUAUGCAAUGAAUCACCAGCCUGCAUAAAGUGGUUCUUUUGAGAGAAGCGCCCUCUAACCGUGAAGGCUGUGGCUUACUAUAUGACCAGAAUACAAAGCGAGUUUACAAGAAAUGCCACAAGCGCUAUCAAAUGUAGACUAAAACAAGAAAUUGUUGAUGGAUAAGCAUAAUUUUAAAAAUAAGAUAUAAAAUUCAAGUCAAUUGAGCUCACAAUGACGGUGAGUUAUGACCGACAUUUUGUUUGGUAGUCUAAGUAUUAAAUCUGAUAAAUCAAUCUCUUGGAGUAGCUGGACAUACCAAGAAUCACUUGGAUUUCUAGUUCCAUGACCAUCUGUAAAACCAGGGCUAAAUCAAAGACGACUUGUAUGUUGAGAUUUCUAAAGUGCAUUGAUAACAUGGUAAUUUCCUUGAAAAUCAAAUUGAAUGAUCGCCGAUGUUCAGUUUUGGUUCUUGGCAAAUGGUGACAAGGUUGAUGAUUUAUUUACCCCUGAAUUUUGUGUUUCAUUAUAUUGAAGAUGAUAACAUCUGCGUUACGUUGAAAUGUAUGUUUAAAUUUGUUUCAUUUAAUUUAAAGAGAAUAACUUUUCUUUGUAACAAAAACUCUCGCUUUACCAUAGAUCAAGUGUAAUACUAGAGUAUCAGUGAUUGUGAAAUGAUUAUAAAAUGAUUUUUAAACCCACAUACAAAUUUUACCACAACAGAUAAUUGCAAUGUUAAUCCUUAGCGUGCAACGAACACAUUUUUGUGUAAUUGUACGUAUUAUCUAUACAACCGUAAUAAUGUAUUUUCUCUUUAAUAAUGGUAGUAGAGGCUUUGCAAAGCAACAAGGCUUCUAGUAUUGUGUCCAUGGAUUUAUUUCCAGUCAUUCACACCAAGCAUGCUUUGGGAUUUUCCACAUUUUCUUGAAGAUUAAAAAGAAAAUCCAUGAGUUUCAAUGCAAAUUAAUGUGUUAAUAUACAGUGAAUUGCAAUAAUAAGUUACAAAAGUUCGGCAUUACGUUAUAAUAAGGCACAUUACUGCAGAUCUAACAUGAAAUGCAAUGUGGAACAUACAUGUUAUAAUACUCAAGAACCUGAAGUUUGUAAUUUUGAUAUGAGAUGCUACAUGUAGGUCAAACUCUGGUUGAUUCAACCUCAGAAAUGUUUGCGUUACAAACAUGACAGUGAAAGAAAGAAAGGAAAUGGUAGUUCAGGGCCCUGUUACACGAAGCACAGCUUAUUGAUUGUGGGGCUGAUUUUCAUGAUCGAUCACACACAAUAACCAUUUCAAAUUAACUGCAGAAAUGAAUACCAUGAUCAAUCACAAAGCGUUGUGAUACAGGGCCCAUGUCUGUGAAACUACAUGUCAGAUGUAAUUAUUUCAUGUCAUUUUGUUUCCGUUAAGUUUCAAAGUGAUCUUUGUGAUCAUUAUGCCUUCAAAUACCUACCAAGUAGUUGUACGUUUUAGUACCUUACAAUGAUCAGCAAUGUCAGUUUGUUUUCAUUGCAAAGACUAAUCUAUGGUCUUGAAUUUUGCAGCAUGAUAUUUAAUUGUUUCUUUCUUAUUGGUGUUGGCACGUUCUUUUACAUGGACCGUUGUGAUAAAGAUGUAUCAAACUUUUAAAA